AUGAUUUUUUUAUUCCAAGUAAUUCUCCUUUACCUCUAAUUUGCAAAUUGUGAAUGGCUAUAAUUAGGAUAAUACCUUACCGCUGUUAGGACUUUUAGCAGUUUAGAUACAGAUGGAUUUAUAUAAAUGAAUGGAGACAUUAGCAUUUCCUCUUAAUAUAUUAGUUGUGGUUAAAAUGGCAGCUACAUUGUAUUAAAUCAAACUCAAAGCAAUGUUUAAAACAAUAUCAUAUUUUAUUGGGGUUAUUAAAUGUAUUUUGUCACUUUUGAGUUAAUAUUUUAUAAUGCUUGGGCGACCAAUGAUUAUGUAAAUUAUUCAUUUGGAUCUAAUACAUUUAGUUUUGAUAACAAUUCUAUUUCUCUUCCAAAAUAUUAUAAUUGGCAAUGCACAAAUAAACAAAGUUUUUAGUAAGUCUUAAAUGCAACUGUCAAUACUACUUAAGUGUCUGGAUAUCAUAGCUUUAAUAUUUCAACAAGUUAAGGAAGUUUAGCCAUAAAAAAUCUGAUUAUUACAGGAUUAAGAUGUCACCCAUAUUGUAGGACUUGCUCCGGUGUAUCUGCUGAUGAAUGUUUAUAAUGUGCUAUUGAGGGUAAAACACCUCCAAAUUGCCAAUAAUAUGAAUGUCCCAUUGAAACUCCUUAUUUAAUUAGGAAUUAAGGAUGUUUUAAGCAGUGCCUGAUUGAUUAUAUACUAUAUUUCAAAGGUUCAUGUGUUCCAUAUCCAAGUAUUCUAUAUAUUCAUUAUAGUCACUUAUUUUAUGAAUCUAUACAUAUCUCAAAAUAAAACUUCGUUAUAAUAUAGAUGGUAACCCAUUUAAGAUGGAGAAAACCCUGGAGCAGAACUGCUAAAUAACACAGCAUUUGAAAAUUAUUAUUUUUAUGGAAUAUUUCAACACAAAUAAGGUUAUUUGAGUACACUUAAUUUGUUGGCUAAUUAAGGGAUAUACUUGAUUGGAAUAAGAAUUGAAUUAAUACUUUUUAAUGCAAUGCCAGUCAAUAGUAGUAUUUCUUUAUAAAUAAAUGAAACGUACAAAGCACAUAUAUAUAAUAUUGGAAGUGGGGAGAAAUUCGAUUAAUUUAUAGUUCAAUAUCAAGUUUCAAAGCCUAAUUUUACAUAUUCUGGUAUUAACUACAAUAGCAACAAGUAUUAUACAUUAUAUACGUAUGUAAAUGUUUCAAACAAUUUUAUAAUCAAAUUAGUCGGCAAUUAUCCUGCGUAAAAGCAAUAUAUUUAUUAUUUAGAUCAUCUUCUGCAGGUUGGGGAAUUCGGAGUAUACAAAUUUCAUCAGGAUAAUGUCCACAAUAUUGUGAAAAAUGCGAUUCUUAAUUUAAAUGUUCAACAUGCUCACUGAAUUUUUUGAUAUCUAAAUCUGGAAUCUGCAGUCGAUGUUUAGAGAAUUACUAAAAAAUAAUUAAUGCUACUCAUUGUUUAGAAUUAGACGAUUAAACUCCAUGUAAAUCAAUUAAUAAAGUAUUUAGAUUCUGAAUAUCUUGUGAAAGAGUUCACAGAUUUAUCCAUAAAUCCUGAAACAUACAAACAUUAUGAGUUAUUAUAAUCGUAAGGAUCUAACUUUUUCAAAGGUGAAGGAAUAUUUUAUUCUAUUUGGAAUCAGAAAUAUCGAAUGUUUGGAGGACCAUAGAUUUGGGCAUAAGCAAAGUUUUAAAGGAAAUAUGAAAUAAAUACUCCUCAUCAUAGUGUGACAUUUGCCUUUAUUAUUAUAUUUGGUCCAUCUUUUCCAGAAGAUGGAUCGUUCAUCUUUUACUUAGAAAAUUAAAUUUAAUUUGAGAUUACUUCUACAAGCCAAGAAAUAACUUUUGAAUAUCUGUAUCUACACACAGCAAAUACUUUAAAUGUUCAAUGGGAAUGCAAGGGUCCAAAUAAUGAACCAUUUAAUGCAUAUUGUGGAUUUUAUAAAUAUUAUCUUGCUGUUCAUUAUUGUUAACCUGAAUGUUAAUAAUGUACUAAUGCAAGUGAUUGUAUUCCAGCUAAAACAUUUGAGGCCUGCUCAAAUGGUCAGUAUUUAGAUAUCUAUAAAAAUAAAUGUAAGUAAUGUUCAAAGAACUGUAAAAGAUGUACUUCAUUGUAGAAUUGCCAAGAAUGUUUGGAUGGUUAUAUAGAUCCUUCUUUAGGCUGCAUUUGUGGUAUAAAAAAAUUCGAAGAUAGUAAUGGAUGUUCAGAUUGUAGUUAAGAUUGCAAUUAAUGUAUAAAUCAAACAUUCUGUUUGGAAUGUAGGCAUGAUAGUUUGAAAGUGCUGAUAAAUAACGAAUGUGUAUGUUAAGAUGGCUACUUUGAUAAUUCUACAGCAUGCGCUUAAUGUUAAGCAAAUUGCAAGAGGUGCACAAAUAGUUCAGAUUGCAGUGAAUGCUUUGAAGGAUUUUAGAUAACAAAUUCAGUUUAAUGUGCAAUAGUUUCUAAUAAUUAUUAUUCUACUCUCCUUAAACAAUCGUUUCCUUGCCCUACUACUGAUGUAUGCAAUCCUUGUUCAUCAUCAAUGAGUAAUUGUUCUUGUGGGGAUAAAAUAAUAGGCCCUAAUGAAUACUGUGAUGAUGGUAAUUCAGAAUAAUAUGAUGGUUGUCAUAAUUGCUAAUUUUCAGUUUAAAUACAGUGUACGAUGUAGAUUAAUGGAAAAUGUCGUGAAUGUGCAACUUAAGGAUGGUAUUUGGAUUAAACUACUUCAACUUGUAAGGAAUAAUGUAGGGAUGGAUUAAAAGUAGGGAAAGAAAAAUGCGAUGAUGGCUUGGAUAAUUCAAAUUGUUUAAAUUGUGAUUUUUUUUGUAGAAAUGAUUGUCAAAUGUGUGAUAUGAACUAAGGUGUCUGUACAAAAUGCAGAGUCGGUUUGAAACAAGAAAAAAAUUAUUGUAUAAAUAUCUGUGGAGAUGGUAUCAUUGUGUCAGCUCCAGACAUUGAUUAUUACGAAGAAUGUGAUGAUUCUAAUAACUAGGAUGAUGAUGGUUGUAGUAAACUAUGCAAGUUUUAAUGUUAAAAUGAUAAAGUUUGUCAAAUGUGUGUGAAUGAGUUAUGCUAAUAGUGUUAACAUGGAUAUUUCCUAAAUAAGAUCAUGAAUAAAUGCGAAUGUGGAUUAUCUUGCCUUACUUGUGAUUAUUCCUCUGGAAAAGGAUGUAGUAACUGUUAACAUGGGUAUGAAUUAAGGAAUAAGAUCUGCUAUCCAAUUUGCGGUGACUCUUACGUUACUUUUCAUGAAUAAUGUGAUGACGGUAAUUUGAAUAUUGAUGAUGGAUGUCAUUAAUGUUAGUACACUUGUGAAUAAACUUGUGAAUUAUGUCUGUUUGGAGAAUGUCUAUCAUGCUAUGAGAAUUAUUAACUCUAAAAUGAAAGAUGCACACUAAUAAUUCUUCCUUAUUCAAGUGAAACAGAUAUAGAGAAAGGUACUCUAUCUCAUGAAGAGCAACUCAAUCCAAUGAAGGAUUAGUAUUUCGAUGUUGAUUUAUUUGAGAAUCGAAUCCAAAACAAUAACAUGAAAUAUAUAUCCUAUCUGGAUUCAUUGUAUUUGUUUCAUAGAAUAAGAGUUGAAAUUCAAGGAAUUGAAGUAACAGAAAAUUACAUUGAAAAAUAUGAACAAACUUGUCCAAUCAAUUGUUUAUCCUGUUUUCGUGGUGUGUGUAUCACCUGCACACUAGGAUACCAUUUAAAUUUAGACAAUAACACUUGUAAUCCUGUUUGUGGUGAUCAAUUAAUCGCAAUUGAAGAGUUAUGUGAUGAUGGAGAUAAUAUCAUUUAUGAUGGUUGUUUUAAUUGUAAAUACCAAUGUUAAGAGGAGUGCACCAAUUGCCAAUAUGGAAAAUGCAAAGCAUGCAUUGAAUCCUACUUUUUUGACAUCAAGAAAGGUCGAUGUUUGGAAAGAACAAUUUGCAUUGAAUCAUAAGGAUAUUAUUAUGAUGACAAAUAAAAUAUUUGCUAUUCCAAAUGUGGGGAUUCUAUUAAAGCAGGAAAAGAACAAUGCGAUGAUGGGAAUGAUGCUCCCUACGAUGGAUGCUAUCAGUGUCAAUAUUAAUGCGAAUUGUUAUGUUAGACUUGUUAACAAGGGAGAUGUGUAGAUUGUUAAAUUGGUUAUAAAUUAUCAAUAGACAAAUGUGUAGCAGAUUGUGGAGAUGGAUUGAUACUUGGUUCUGAGUAGUGUGAUGAUGCUAAUGCCAUACCAAGAGAUGGGUGCACUAAUUGUCUUAUUGACCCUGGAUUCAAUUGCAUAACAUUAGAUAAAAAAAGCUAUUGUUACACAUGUAAAUCUAAUUGUAGUAAAUGCGAGUACAUUAAUGGUCAGAUAAAUUGUCUCAAUUGUUAAAAAGGGUUCUUCUUAGCAAGUAAUGAGUGUAUUAAAUGCUCAGAUUAAUGUGAAGAAUGUCUAAGUAGUCCUAAUAAUUGCACUAACUGUAAAAUAGAAAAUUGUUAAAAAUGUGAUAAUAAAGAAGGAUUCUAUAGUGACUUUAAACUCAAAAAAUGUAUUACCAAAUGCGGUGAUAUGAUAGUCGCUGGUCAAGAAUAAUGCGAUGAUGGCAAUAUAAUAAAUAAUGAUGGAUGCAAUUCUUAAUGCGAAUUUGAAAAAGGAUUCACAUGUUACAAUAAUCUCUGUUAAAAAAUUCAAUAGAAAACUAUAGAAUUUAAUUAUUCGAAUAACACUACUACUAACUGUUUGCACUUGAAGGGAGAUAUAGAUUUUAAAUCUAUUUGUCCCAAAAUCACAAGUGAAAUUGAUUUAUUUGCAACUCAUGAAUUCAACUACACACUAACUCCUUUUGAGAUUAAUUAAACAUAAAUCCAGUAUGGAUGUGAAAUCUUGUUUCAAUUCUUCAAAACCAUUACAGAAACCAACUUAAUCCAUUUGAUAAUCCCAUUAAGUGUUGAUGGAUAAAGACUCCUGGAUGAAUACAGAAUUACCAUCAUUCCAAGAAAAUAGAUCUAUUACAGUUAAGAACAAAAGUAAUAGGCUGAGAGCGUUGUUGCCACAUCUAAUAAAUUCUAACUCCUACUCUAAUGUACUGGCCCUUUGUCAAUCCUCCUUGGGGGGAUCAGCUUUUUUUGGACUAUCCUUGAAAUCCUUACUUGGAUUAAUAAUUUCUAUUUUCUCAACAUCGAGUAUCCUUUGAAUGUUAAGAUAUUCUUUUAAAAAUUCCAAUGGGAUGAUAUAUUUUAUAUUCCAGAUUUCGUCUCCUUGAAUACACCUAAUGAUCCAUUCUACUUUUAACCCCCACUCAAAUUUCAAGAAAAGAAUGUCAAUCCUUUAUUUAUCAACAAUAUCCAAAUCUUCACUUGCUUAAUUUCCAUAGCUAUCAUAAUCUAUUUCAUAUCUAUUGUUAUUAUUAAAAUUUUCAAACUCAAGUUAAAUUCCAAUCAAUUUAAGAGUCAUAAGAUAUAUAUUUUCACGAAGUGUCAAUUAGACAACUAAGAGCCUAAUACUACACAAAAUAAGCAAAGUGAAGCACUCAAUAAAAACAUAAAAAAGCUUCCUUAUUUUGCUUUACUGAUUUUUACAACUGCUCUUGAUUAUUAAUACAACUUUUGGUCUAAAAUCCAAUCAAUCAUAAACUUGCUACUACUGGAUAUAUUUAUGGCUUGCAUCCUAUAAUUAUACUGCCCAAAACCCAAUAAUCAUUACAUUAUUAUAAUUAACAAUUUUUUAGCUGCCUGCUUCUUAAUCCUUAGCUUAGUGAUUUAUUAUGUUUACAUUUACGUAAGCUCUAAGCAUCAGUUGCUUUUGAAUCACCAAAUAUUCAAAAAGAAAUACCUAUCUAUUUAUGAGGCGCUGAACUAUAAAAAUAAGACUGCCAUGUAAUAUUGCUACUUUAAUAUGGUCAGAAAAUUUACCUUCAUUUUCUUCCUUGUGGUGUUAUAUGACAAACCAAUAAUUUAAACAACCUUUUGUUGUUUAUCGUGCUUUAUGAAUCUGUCCUUUUUGUUCUAUUAAAAUCCUUUUAGCUCAAAAAGCAUAUUUAUUUAAAUAGGAAUUCCUGAAAUUUGCAUCUUCUUCAUUGUAUCACUAGCAGUGGUCAUAGCAUUUAAUGAUUUGCAUAAUAUUCUAAGUGAUACUGCAAAACAACUGAUUGGAUGGAUGAUAAUUAUUCUAAUGUCACUUUCAAUUGCAGUCUAAAUGAUAUUCCUUUUGAUAGAAUUUUAUCAUAGGUUGAAAUCCAAUUUAGAAAGUCUCAAAAAUCUUAUCUGCCCAUAAAAAUAAUUAUCAUGA
This is a messenger RNA of Paramecium octaurelia, 6196 nucleotides long. The record is from the annotation of a GenBank genome assembly. Lineage: Eukaryota; Ciliophora; Oligohymenophorea; Peniculida; Parameciidae.